Molecule: messenger RNA, 402 nt
Organism: Striga hermonthica
Lineage: Eukaryota; Viridiplantae; Streptophyta; Magnoliopsida; Lamiales; Orobanchaceae
Source: the annotation of a GenBank genome assembly
AUGUCUAGAAUUAUUAGCAGAACUGCUGCACUGCCGGUUUUCAGCUUGGGGAAAAGCCCUUAUCCAAAAGCGUUUGUUCAAAAUAAACGAUUUUCCACUGCAAGGUCUUCUCUGGAGCCCCCAGAUGUUGCACACUUGGCUGAAACGGCUCGCAUUUCCCUAACCCCUCAACAAGUUGAGGAGUUUGGUCCAAAAAUUCACCAAGUUGUUGACUGGUUUGGGCAGCUUCAGGCGGUUGACCUUGAGAGCAUUGAACCAGCCCUAAGAGCAGAUACUGAAACCGAAUAUUUGCGAGAUGAUGAGCCAGAAACUUUCGAAAAUAGGGAUGCGGUAAUUGCAGCCGUGCCCACCUAUGACGAUCCUUAUAUCACAGUUCCCAAAGUGCUGAACAAAGAAUCGUGA